AGCCGCACCAAAUUGCUGGCCGUACCACUUUGGCAGUCAAAACUCGUUUUCGCCUCGAGUCGAACGAAUUGAGCUCGCGCAAAUGUAUUUUCUCACUUUGGCAACUCUCUUCGCUACCCUUGUCUUCACAAUCAGCAUGACCCUGAAGGAGUACCAGGUUGUUGGCCGCCGCCGCCCGACGGAGAACAUGCCGAAGCCGCAGAUCUACCGCAUGCGCCUGUUCGCUAAGGACGAGGUCGUCGCCAAGUCCCGCUUCUGGUACUUCCUCUCCAAGCAGCGCAAGCUCAAGAAGAUGGACGGUGAGAUCCUCUCGAUCAACCAGAUCCACGAGCCGAAGCGCCCGCGCGUCAAGAACUUUGCCGUCUGGCUCCGCUACAACUCGCGGUCCGGCACGCACAACAUGUACAAGGAGUACCGUGCGCUCACCCGUGCCAACGCUAUUGAGCAGAUGUACAGCGAGAUGGCUUCCCGCCACCGCACCCGUGCUCGCGACAUCCACGUUGUCCAGACUGCUGUCAUCAAGGCCAAGGCUGUCAAGCGCGCGAACAUCAAGCAGUUCGUCAACAAGGACGUCAAGUUCCCGCUCCCGCACAACGUCAUGCGCGUUGCCGACAAGCAGUACGCCAAGACCUUCCGCCCGAACCGCCCGUCGACGUUCCAGUAAAGAAGAACCUAGCCGA
Messenger RNA from Thecamonas trahens ATCC 50062, 680 nucleotides. Its product is annotated as 60S ribosomal protein L20. Bases 83 to 664 code for a protein of 193 amino acids. The record is from RefSeq and is a predicted model, not a curated record. Gene Ontology annotation, biological process: translation. Gene Ontology annotation, molecular function: structural constituent of ribosome. Lineage: Eukaryota; Apusomonadida; Apusomonadidae. The transcript is spliced from 2 exons. Gene Ontology annotation, cellular component: cytosolic large ribosomal subunit; ribosome.